Molecule: messenger RNA, 944 nt
Organism: Schistosoma intercalatum
Lineage: Eukaryota; Metazoa; Platyhelminthes; Trematoda; Strigeidida; Schistosomatidae
Source: the annotation of a GenBank genome assembly
GCGCUUGUUUUGGUGUUGGCGGGUUUCUAGGUUCGAUUAGUUAAUUGUCUUAAUCUGAGGCCUGUGUCAUUGCUGGUUGUUAUCUCUAGCUUUCCGUAUAGAGAAAUGUCCGGUCCCACAAAAUCAGAUGUUAUAAAUUAUAUUAAGUCUAUGAAAAUUGAAAUCAAGUCAUUGUCAGCACGAAUAAAUUAUCUUACACGUUAUGUAGUACAACAGAGGCACCAGCUAAGUUCUGCAUUGAAAAAGAUUGCAUCUCUGGAACAGUCUUCCAAACAUUCGUUGAAUCGAUCAAUAGGUGUAUCUCAUUCACCUCAAUCUAAACGUUCUGUAGGAUGUCAGAUUUUUCCAGGAACAAACCCUCUUGUUUCUGUAUCCCCUGAUGUGAAUGAAGUAUCUUCAAAUAGUGAAUCGUUUGAAGACUUGCAUAAAUCUCUUCAACCACCCGAUAGUAUAAACUUACCAAUAUGUUGUAAUAAACCUCAAAAGCGGUCAAGCCCACUGGCUCAAUCACCUUCAUCCUCAAAUGAAUCUGUAGUUUUGCCGAAAAAGAAAAAGAAACGUUCUUUAGUUAUUCCAGCUCAACUUCGCAAAAUAAAGAAAAUUACUCAAUCCCCACAUUCAUGUCCAAAGACUCCUGAACAAAAUAUCAAUUCUCCUAAAAAGCGACAUCGACGAAGGUCACAAAGGGGGGACUGGGUAACUGUUAUUGUGGGGCUGACAAACCUUUCUGAAAGCAUUUAGUGAAGUAGCCCUGUGAUAUAUGUAUACGUCACUUGGUCACUGAAUAUAUUUUUUCCACUACAAUGUUUCAACUGUUGAGAUGAACUGUUAUUAAUAAAUUAUUCUUUCAUCAAUACACUUUGGAUAUUUGUUGUAAAGAUCUCUCUCUAUAUAUAUAUAUUAAUUCAAAUUAAGGGAUUACAAUAUAUAUUUUUGAAAAACUC